Molecule: messenger RNA, 528 nt
Organism: Anthostomella pinea
Lineage: Eukaryota; Fungi; Ascomycota; Sordariomycetes; Xylariales; Xylariaceae
Source: the annotation of a GenBank genome assembly
AUGCGCCAGGCCACCACCGCGCCCGGCACCAAGAUUCGCGAGGUCCACGUUGCCCACACUCCGCCCAGCGCAAAGGUGCCGCUCCUGACAAGAAACCAAGCAGGUGAAGCCCUGCACAAACCAAUGCUCUUCUUUGGGUUUUGUGACAACUGCAGAGACAACUGCACCGACAGCAGCAACAACAAGAGCAAGAACAAGAGAAAGAACAGCACCAAGAACGCCGCCAUCAUGAAUAACUCCGGCCCCGCGUCAUCCGAUUCGGACAAGAACCCCAAUGACACGAAGGCUACGCGAAAGGCUCUGCAGGAUCUGCAAAACGAAAAGAGCGUAUUGAACCAGAACCUGCGCAGCCUGGAGCAGAUGGACAAGUGCGCGCCCACCACGAAGAGCCUGCCACUAGUUCCCGACACACCUAUCGAGGUCCUUGACAUGACCAAGAGCUCCGAGCCUAAGCUUGUCAAUGUCGAGGGGGCGCCCCUGAAUGGAGGCCAACCCGGCAACUAUGACGACCUGGGGCGUGGGAAAUAA